This is a messenger RNA of Rhizoctonia solani, 1122 nucleotides long. Its product is annotated as SPFH domain / Band 7 family. Bases 1 to 1122 code for a protein of 373 amino acids. NCBI's taxonomy places the organism in Eukaryota, Fungi, Basidiomycota, Agaricomycetes, Cantharellales, Ceratobasidiaceae. The transcript is spliced from 4 exons. The record is from RefSeq and is a predicted model, not a curated record. Gene Ontology annotation, cellular component: plasma membrane.
AUGUCGACUCAAGCGGAUAGCAAGGCUUACCGUCAAUCCUCCCCCUCUCUUUCGUCCGGAAACUCGAAUGUUGUGGACCACAAUGCUCCAGAUGUCACUGGUCCCGAGCAACCUCGUCGCCCCCCUCCGGCAAACGGGAGGUUGAUCACUGUCGAGCCACUCAAGAGGGCAGAGAUGCAACAAUCAUACGCUCAAGAUCUUGGACUUGAUGGCGUCGAGCAUGGGAUUUAUGGGAGCUUCAUCAAUGCACUUGGCGCGGCGAUUGGAUUCUUUGGUGCAUUCCCCUGCUGUCCGUGCCCCAACCCAUUCCAGGAGGUCCAACAGGGCUCAGUUGGGCUGGUCACAAGGUUCGGACAAUUCUACAAAGCCGUCGACCCUGGUCUCGUCCAAGUGAACGUCUGCUCUGAAGAGUUGCGCCGCGUGGAUGUCAAGAUUCAAAUCGCGUCCAUUGGACGGCAGACGGUUAUUACCAGGGACAAUGUUAAUGUUGAAAUUGAAUCCGUGAUAUACUAUCAAAUCACCAGCCCCUAUCGGGCCGCUUUCGGAAUCGCUGAUCUCCGCCAGGCACUCACCGAACGUGCUCAAACCACCCUGCGACAUGUUGUCGGCGCGCGCGUUGUCCAAUCAGUGGUGACCGAACGAGACGCCAUCGCGCUUGAAAUCGAGGAAAUCGUAUCAGACGUAGCUUCUAAAUGGGGUGUCGCCAUCGAGGGUAUCUUGAUCAAGGACAUCACAUUCCCCCCGGACGUCGCCGCCUCACUUUCCUCGGCCGCACAGGCCAAACGAGUCGGAGAGUCCAAAGUCAUUGCCGCUAGGGCCGAAGUCGAUGCCGCACGCCUCAUGCGACAGGCAGCCGAUAUCCUUGCUUCUCCUGCAGCAAUGCAGAUCCGACAGUUGGAAGCUUUGCAAACGAUGGCCAAGAGCGCACAAAGCAAGGUCGUGUUUGUACCGAUGAGCCUUCAAGGGGAUGUUAGCGCUCAGUUAUCAGGCGGCCAGUGGUCUGCAUCAGGAUCAGGGCAUCACGAUAACACGCAGAGUCCCGGAGCAGGGCCGAGUAUGCUCGGUGGAACCCAAGGGCCCGCGCAGCGAGCAGGAUUGUUGACCAGUAUGGCAGACCUUUAG